Nanorana parkeri is the source of this 1920-nucleotide messenger RNA. Its product is annotated as AFG3-like protein 1. NCBI's taxonomy places the organism in Eukaryota, Metazoa, Chordata, Amphibia, Anura, Dicroglossidae. Gene Ontology annotation, biological process: mitochondrial protein processing; protein-containing complex assembly. Gene Ontology annotation, molecular function: ATP hydrolysis activity; zinc ion binding; metalloendopeptidase activity. Bases 4 to 1920 code for a protein of 638 amino acids. The transcript is spliced from 14 exons. The record is from RefSeq and is a predicted model, not a curated record. Gene Ontology annotation, cellular component: membrane; m-AAA complex.
CCAAUGUUAUCCUUCCUGGGUUCCAGGCCAUUGAAAGACAAAUCUACUGAUAAUGGCUCACAGGGAGGGAAUGACAACGGCAAAAAAAAGGAUGACAAGAAGAAAGAACCGACAUGGUGGCAACGUCUACAGAAGGGAGACUUUCCGUGGGACGAUCCUGAUUUCACCCGACUCGUCAUGAUGUUAUCAGGUGUUUUCUCAACACUUGCAAUGGUUUACUAUUUCAGAGAUCCUGGAAAAGAGAUCAGCUGGAAGGAGUUUGUGCAGCAGUAUUUGGAGAGAGGACUGGUGAACCAGCUGGUGAUUGUGAACAAGCAGUAUGUGAGAGUGAUGACUACAACCAAAGAAAAACCGGUGUGGUUUUACAUUGGUAGCGUGGAUAUCUUUGAGCACAAUCUAGAGACAGCACAGCAAGCAAUGAGUAUUGAUCCAGCAGACCGUGUCACAGUGGUAUACAGCAACGAAAGCGAUGGGUCCUAUUUCCUGAGCCUCAUCCCUACGUUGCUCAUUGGGGGCUACCUGUUGUACAGCAUGCGGAGAGGGUUAGGGAUUAUGGGGCAAGCCCGAGGAGGGAAAAGAGGUGGAAUUUUUGGUGUUGGAGAGACGACAGCGAAGAUGCUGAAAGGAGAGAUCAAUGUCAAGUUCCAGGAUGUGGCUGGAUGCGAAGAGGCAAAACUUGAGAUAAUGGAGUUUGUGAAUUUCCUCAAGAAUCCCAAACAGUAUUAUGAGCUUGGAGCUAAAAUCCCAAGGGGAGCAAUGCUCACUGGACCUCCUGGUACUGGCAAAACCCUCCUCGCCAAGGCAACAGCAGGGGAGGCUAAUGUUCCAUUUAUCACUGUCAAUGGAUCUGAGUUCCUAGAGAUGUUUGUUGGUGUUGGUCCAGCCAGGGUACGAGAUAUGUUUGCCAUGGCAAAGAAGAACGCACCUUGCAUCCUUUUUAUCGAUGAGAUUGAUGCUGUUGGAAAAAAGAGGGGGCAAGGGAAUUUCGGAGGGCACAGCGAGCAGGAAAAUACCCUCAACCAGUUGCUGGUGGAGAUGGAUGGUUUCGGUUCUGACACCAAUGUAGUUGUUUUGGCUGGUACAAACCGACCCGACACCCUGGAUCCAGCUCUGAUGAGACCGGGAAGAUUUGAUCGUCAGAUUUAUAUAGGCCCCCCUGAUAUUAAAGGCAGGGCCUCUAUUUUUAAGGUUCAUCUUCGUCCAUUGAAGCUGCCUGAGAACUUCAACAAGGAUGCCUUGGCCCGGAAGAUGGCAGCCCUAACUCCUGGUUUUACUGGUGCUGAUAUUGCCAAUGUAUGUAAUGAGGCAGCCCUUAUCGCAGCCAGGCACUUGAGUGAGUUUGUGGGGGAGAAGAACUUUAAUCAAGCUAUUGAACGUGUAAUUGGAGGAUUGGAAAAGAAGACUCAAGUCCUUCAGCCUGAAGAGAAGCGCACCGUUGCUUAUCAUGAAGCCGGCCAUGCUGUGGUUGGGUGGUUCUUGGAACAUGCUGAUCCUUUACUAAAGGUGUCCAUCAUUCCUCGUGGAAAAGGCCUAGGCUAUGCGCAGUACCUCCCCAAGGAGCAGUACCUGUACAGCAAAGAGCAGUUAUUCGACCGAAUGUGCAUGAUGCUGGGAGGCCGUGUGGCAGAACAGAUCUUCUUUGGGCGCAUCACAACUGGAGCACAAGAUGACCUGAGGAAGGUCACACAUACAGCAUAUUCACAGGUAGAGACAGAGACGGUGGUUGGGAAGCUGUUGCUGGAGAAGGAAGUCUUGGAGAAAUCCGAUAUGGUUGAGUUGCUGGGCCCCAGGCCUUUCCCCGAGAAGUCCUCCUAUGAAGAUUUUGUAGAAGGGACGGGCAGUUUUGAGGAAGACACCUCAUUACCAGCGGGUCUUCAAGACUGGAAUAAAGAAAAGACAGAAAAAGAUGAAGACAAGUAG